Molecule: messenger RNA, 756 nt
Organism: Dendronephthya gigantea
Lineage: Eukaryota; Metazoa; Cnidaria; Anthozoa; Malacalcyonacea; Nephtheidae
Exons: 1
Coding region: 1-756 (251 amino acids)
Source: RefSeq, a predicted model, not a curated record
AUGGACGCUGUAAGUUUUGUCGAAUCUCUCGAGCUCCAUGAAGGCUCACCAAUGCCAAUGCGAAUGAUGGAAUCUUUCAAAAGCACGCUGGCUGAGAAAAAGAAAGCAAAAGCCUUUGUAGAUGCUGGUAGCCUUGUGUCUUUCACUGAAAAUCUGUCUGGGCAAAAUAAAGAAGACGUCCUGAACUCCACACUUCUGGCACAAUUAGCCGCAAGUAAGAAACAUGACCGCCAGACUGACAGCGCCAAUUGGUACAAGUUUUACACAGACGUCUUGAUGAAGAUUGGUUGGGUUACUCAACAAUUCCAGUUCAGUAAGUACCAUUCACACACGGGUUCUUUCGAAAUGUCUACGGUGGUCCUGGACAUCCUCUUGUCAUUAGUUGGUGAUGGUGAACAAACCUUGGUGGAUGUCGUGAAAGCAACCUUAGAAUCGUUCAAAAAAUCAGGUGGGGACACCAUCAAGCUGUUUGAUCACAAUUGUGUCUCGGGGCAGCAAGGCAAUUUCCAAAUCAUUCCCUGCACCGUUGAUAAGAAGAGUGGCCAAGUCGUUGUGAAAUUUGUCGGUGCAUAUUUCAAAGCAACAAAAGUCGAUUCUCGCUUUUUAUUCUUCACGUACAGCAACAGUCAGGUUGACUUAGAGAAGGCUGCCGAUUCCCUCACACUGAACGAGAAAAUCUAUUCCAAAGUUCGUCAAGCGAUAAUCGAUAAAUUAGGAGGCAAGGCCCAAACUUUUGUCGACGGAUUGGACAUUUAA